UGCGUGCUGUCACUUCCCCUCCCUCUUUCCCCAUCUCUACCGCUCGCUGCUGGUGGCCCCGUGAUCCCCCCACGGUGCGAAUGGGGGCCGGAAGCGGAGAGGCGGCGAUGUCUCCGCCGUCCUCCGGCGGCAGCGGAAGCGGCGGCGGGAAGCGCGGGCGGGACCCGGAGGAGGACGUGUACGUGGACAAUCUCCACUCCCACAAGCGGUACCUCAGCGAGAUAAUGGCGUCCAGUCUGAAUGGACUGUCUGUUGGGGAUUCACUGCCUGACAACAUCAUGGAGUCCCCUGCAAGGUCAGAGACUGCUUCUUGCUUCAGGGAUGAGAUAUUAUCCCAAUACUCGCCAAUGUCAGAAGACUCAGAUGAUUACCGGUGCUAUGACACUCAAUUAAACCCCAGUGGGAAUCAUCCUGAUGCGAUGAUCAGCCCUUCAACUAGUCCAAUGUCAUCUCCCCACCGACACCAGAGACCACAAUCUCCUCUGUUACCUUCAAACCCAUACCCUCUCCCAAGCUGCUCCCUUUCAUCGGUAGUCUGCUCUCAUGCUCGGCGUGGCUCCGAUAAUGAAGGUCGGUUCCCAUCCUCACCAAAUGACAUGUGCCACGGGGCAGAUCUGAGGCGAACAGCACUGCUGAGGUCAGUGCAAAUGAGGGUGCAGGGACCCCAUUCGUACGACCUAUCAUUCGGCAUGAGACAAGGACAAGAACAUGUACAUGAGCAUGAAGAUGAACAUGAGCAUGAACAUCUAGAGGAUUUGGAAAGGACAGAAAGGUCAUCAUCUUGCAAUAAGUCAAUCGUUGACGAAAUCGCGUACCAGAGACCUGACCAUGAUUUUGGUCAACCAGAGCACGAGAUAGAUUACAUCAACAACUGCACAUCAGAUGAUUGUCCAAGUGACCUAAAAUUUAAGCAUGAAGAUAAGAGCCAUAGUAAAUUUGAUACCCGUAUGGACAAGAAUACAUAGCACAGGGAACAUACUGUAUCACUUUCACUUUUUUUUUUUUUUGGAUUAUAGCUCUGCUUAACUUUGUUGUAGUUUUGAUGGUUGUCUUAUCCACUGUUGUCCGUGGUUUGGGCAUCAGCGUUCUGAGUAGCGACAUUGUAAUAUUUGAGUGAAAAUAACCUUUGGAGCGUUGCAAUGCCAUCAGAUUGUAUGUAAGCUCACCGACAAAAUUGUUUGAAAUGGCACAUUAGCCCUUGUAAUGCAACUCAAGUAGCAAACAGGAAAAUUUGUUCUGAUAAGGAA
This is a messenger RNA of Sorghum bicolor (sorghum), 1247 nucleotides long. RefSeq lists its product as uncharacterized. The coding region runs from base 81 to 965 and encodes 294 amino acids. The transcript has 3 exons. Lineage: Eukaryota; Viridiplantae; Streptophyta; Magnoliopsida; Poales; Poaceae. The record is from RefSeq and is a predicted model, not a curated record.